Messenger RNA from Limanda limanda (common dab), 1150 nucleotides. It is a transcript of the gene pax1a, whose product is annotated as paired box 1a. The record is from RefSeq and is a predicted model, not a curated record. The transcript is spliced from 5 exons. Bases 38 to 1150 code for a protein of 370 amino acids. Gene Ontology annotation, biological process: anatomical structure development; regulation of transcription by RNA polymerase II. Gene Ontology annotation, molecular function: RNA polymerase II cis-regulatory region sequence-specific DNA binding; DNA-binding transcription factor activity, RNA polymerase II-specific. NCBI's taxonomy places the organism in Eukaryota, Metazoa, Chordata, Actinopteri, Pleuronectiformes, Pleuronectidae.
ACCUACAUUCCCCCAGCAUCUCGAAACAUAUUGGCAAAUGGAGCAAACCUAUGGAGAGGUGAACCAGUUAGGCGGCGUGUUCGUCAAUGGACGACCCCUGCCCAACGCCAUACGGCUGAGAAUCGUGGAGCUGGCCCAGCUCGGGAUCCGGCCCUGCGACAUCAGCAGGCAGCUCCGAGUCUCGCACGGCUGCGUGAGCAAGAUUUUGGCGAGAUACAACGAGACGGGCUCCAUCUUGCCCGGUGCCAUCGGCGGGAGCAAGCCGCGGGUCACGACGCCUAACGUGGUGAAGAAUAUCAGGGAAUACAAACAAAACGACCCCGGGAUCUUUGCGUGGGAGAUCCGGGACAGGCUUUUGGCGGACGGAGUUUGUGACAAGUACAAUGUCCCGUCGGUGAGUUCGAUCAGCAGGAUUUUACGCAACAAGAUUGGGAAUCUCUCACAGCCCAACCAGUACGAGGGCGGCAAGCAGGCGUCCGCGCAGGCCGGCCUCUCCUACAACCACAUAUACCCUUAUUCCUACCCCAACACCAUGUCGCCAAAGAUGAGCGGCCCCGCUGGAGUACCGGUGACGGCCGGGCAUAUGAGCUUAUCCAGGGCUUGGCCUUCUGCGCACACCGUCAGCAACAUCCUCGGCAUACGAGCCUUCAUGGAUUCCACAGCCAUGGCUGGGGCGGAGGGAUAUCCACCAAAAAUGGAGGAGUGGAACAGAGCAGCUUUCCCUGCGGCUCACACGGUCAACGGGAUCGACAAAUCCGCCAUCGACGCCGACAUAAAAUACGCUCAGCCUUCCUCCGCCUUAUCCGGUUAUGUCUCGGCGUGUGCCUACUCUCCCACCAACCAGUACGGGGUGUACAGCGGGUCGACGGGCGGCUAUGUGGCCGCCGGACACCACCACUGGCAGCAGCAGAGCCAGGCCCUGUCCCACCCGGGCGGCGGGAUGGGCAUGCACGCUGGGGAGAUCCACUCAUCCAUGGCCUUCAAGCACCACCAUGCCCGAGAAGGAGACAGAAAGCAGUCCAGUCCGCUGAGCAAGCAGCAGCAGCAGCAGCAACAACAACAACAGCAGCAGCAGCAGCAGCAGCAGCAGCAGCAACAUGGAGACAUGAACAGUGUGCACGGACUCAGUCUCCCUACCUCAUCAUCAUAA